Helianthus annuus (common sunflower) is the source of this 6460-nucleotide messenger RNA. Its product is annotated as putative disease resistance RPP13-like protein 1. Gene Ontology annotation, biological process: defense response to other organism. Lineage: Eukaryota; Viridiplantae; Streptophyta; Magnoliopsida; Asterales; Asteraceae. Bases 58 to 4059 code for a protein of 1333 amino acids. The transcript is spliced from 15 exons. The record is from RefSeq and is a predicted model, not a curated record. Gene Ontology annotation, molecular function: ADP binding.
ACCAACCACUCUCAUACCAUACUAAUUUCCAGUAAACCUCUUCACUGUUGGCUAACAAUGGCUGAAGCUGCUGCUGCUGCCCUUGUCAAAGUCAUUUUUGAGAAGCUAGCCGAUGAAGCCUUCAAGAAAUAUGCCCGCUCUCAGAAUAUUCACUCGGAGCUCAAGGAAUUGGGGAUCACGCUGUCCCAGAUCCAAGCUCUGCUUAAUGAUGCCUCCCACAAGGAAAUAACUGAUGAAUCUGUUAGACUAUGGCUCAAUAGUCUCCAACAUCUGGCUUACGAUAUCGAUGACGUACUUGACAAGGUGGCUACUGAAGCUAUGCAUCGUGAGCUGACUCCAGAAUCAGAAGCAAGCACCAGCAUGGUAAGAAAACUCAUACCAACUUGCUGCACAAAGUUCUCACUAAGUCAUAGGCUGAGUCCCAAGUUAGACAGGAUUACCACCCGGUUACAACAUCUAGAAAAACAAAAUCCUGGUUUGAUUGUGAAAGGUGAAAAGCCAAAAAUUAAUACUAAUAGAAGAAACGAAACCUCUUUGCCAGAACGUGAUGUUGUUGGAAGAGAAGUUGAGACAAAGAAAUUGCUCAACCAGUUGUUAGUAGGUGAAUCAUCUAAGGAAAACUUUAGUAUCUUACCCAUAGUUGGUUUGGGUGGAGUGGGAAAGACCACUCUGGCUAGAAUAUUGUAUAACGAUACGCGGGUGAAGGAUCACUUUGAACUCAUGGCUUGGGUUUGUGUUUCCGAUGAGUGUGAUGUAUUCAAAAUAAGUGAAACCAUCUUUGAAUGUGUGGCUACAGAAAACAAACAGUUUAAAGAUGUAAAUCAGCUUCAAAUUGCUCUUAGAGAGCAAUUUAAGAACAAACGAUUUCUGCUAGUACUUGAUGAUGUGUGGAAUCAAAACUAUGAUGAUUGGGAAAUACUAGUGCGUCCAUUUCAUUCUGGGGCUGCUGGAAGUAGGGUAAUUAUGACAACGCGCCAGCAGGAUCUGCUAAAAAAGAUAGGUUUUAAUCAUGUAGACAAUCUCGAGAGUUUGUCGCAUGAAGAUGCGUUGUCUUUAUUAGCUCUACAUGCAUUAGAUGUAGAUAACUUUGAUUCGCACGAAACACUUAAACCACAAGCUGACGGUAUUGUGAAAAAGUGUGGUGGUUUGCCUUUAGCUUUAAAGGCAAUUGGAAGGUUACUCAGAACAAAAACCCAGGGCGAAGAAUGGGAUGACGUGUUGAAAAGUAAGAUAUGGGAUUUAGAAAAUGCUGAUGCAAUUGUUCCAGCCCUAAGGCUAAGUUACCAUGAUCUUUCUGCUGAUUUGAAGCGCUUGUUUGCAUACUGCUCUUUGUUCCCAAAGGACUUUAUGUUUGACAAGGAGGAGUUGAUAUUACUAUGGAUAGCUGAAGGGUAUCUGAACGAGUCAACUGCAGACAAGUCACCAGAACGGUUGGGCAAGGAAUAUUUUGAGAAAUUGCUUUCAAGGUCCUUUUUUCAACCCGCACCUAAUGGUGAAUCGUUUUUUGUGAUGCAUGAUCUCAUGAACGAUUUGGCUGCAUUUGUUGCUAGAGAAUAUUUUUUAAGGUUUGAAAAUCAGACGGAGAUGGCAGUGGAAGCUUUAGCCAAGUACCGACAUAUGUCAUUUAUGCGUGAGGACUAUGUAGGUUUCCAGAAGUUUGAGGCAUUUCAAAGAGCAAGAAAUUUGAGAACACUGUUAGCUGUAUAUGUUGGGGUAGAACAAAGCUGGAACACGUUUUACAUAUCCAAUAAAAUUUUGGUUGACUUACUUCCUCAGCUAAAACUGUUACGGGUUCUUUCUUUGAGCCAUUUUGACAUAAGUGAGGUACCGGAUUCCAUCUGUCGUUUGGACCACUUGAGGUAUCUUAAUUUGUCUCGAACAAAUAUCUCAAAGUUACCAGAGAAUGUUGGUAAUCUUUACAAUUUACAAACAUUGAUCGUUUUUGGUUGUGAGAGCUUGAGUACAUUGCCUAAAAGCUUCCUAAAGCUCAAAAAAUUGAGGCAUUUUGACAUCAGGGAUACUCCACUUUUAGAGAAGCUACCCUUGGGGAUUGGUGAGUUAAGAAACCUUCAAACUCUCACCAAGAUUAUCAUUGGAGGCGAUGGUGAAUUUGCAAUAACCGAGCUUAAGGGAUUAGAGAAUUUACGUGGGGAACUUUCCAUUGAAGGAUUGCACAAAGUGCAAAUCCCAAUGCAUGCAAGGGAGGCGAACCUAUCUCAAAAAAGGCUUACAAAGUUAAAGCUGAAAUGGGGUUAUGGUUAUCAGAGAGGAACACUUGAGAAGGAGGUUCUCACUGAGCUCAAGCCACACAUUGAUACGUUGAAACAUUUUGGAGUUGAGUAUUACGGGGGAGGAGAGUUUCCAGGUUGGGUCGGGGAUCCCUCUUUUCGUGAGUUGGUUUAUGUGUCGAUAAUUGGUUGUAAAAAAUGCACUUCUCUACCACCAUUUGGGAAGCUACCUUCACUUAAGGCGUUGUUGAUUCAAGGAAUGGAUGAUGUUAAACUCAUAAGCUUGGAGUCAACUAGGACUAACGAUGUUACCUUCCCUUCACUUGAAAUUCUAAGGUUUGAAGACAUGUCUAGUUGGGAGGUAUGGUCAACCAAUAGCGAGGUAAUGUUUCCACGCCUUCGAGAGCUUCAAAUAAUCAAAUGUCCCAAUUUGAGUGAUGUCUCACUUGAAGCAUUACCUUCGCUAAGAGUUCUGGAUAUAGAGGGAUGUGGUGAAAGUGUGCUGAGAAGUCUGGUUAAAGCAGCUUCAUCAACCACUAAAUUGGAAAUUAGAUCGAUUUUAGGGCUUACGGAUGAGGUGUGGAGAGGUGUUGUAGAGUAUCUUGGGGCGGUUGAAGAACUAAGCAUACAACAUUGCAAUGAAAUAAGAUACCUGUGGAAAUCAAAUACAGAGGCAAGUAAAGUUCUUGUAAAUUUAAAGGAAUUGGAGGUAAGGUAUUGUAAAAAGUUGGUGAGUUUAGGAGAGAAAGAGGAGGAUGAGGAUAACAUUGGGUGCGACCUCCUAUCAUCCCUUAGGAAGUUGGAGAUACAGUCAUGUGAAAGUAUGGAGCGUUUGUGUUGUCCAAAUAGCAUUGAGAGUUUAGUGAUCAAGUGGUGUAGGUCAGUUAGAGAUGUCUCCUUCCCAAGAGCAACAACAACAGGUGGAGGAGGGCAGAAUCUCAAGUCACUUACUAUACAUUGCUGUGGAAAUCUGAAAUCAAUAAAUCAAUUGAGUAACUCCACUCACCUCACCUCUUUGACAAUAAGUGGCUGUGAAAACAUGGAGUUAUUUUCUGAUCUGCAUCAGCUAUCAAAUCUCACCUGGUUGUCUAUAAAUGGUUGUAAAAGCAUAGAGUCAUUUUCUGACCUUGAGCUAUCAAACCUCACCAGGUUGGGAAUAGCUUGGUGUGAAAGCAUAGAGUCAUUUCCUAACCUCCAUCUGCCAAAUCUCACACAUUUGUAUAUAGAAAGUUGCAAAAACAUGAAGGCAUUUGGUGACCUGCAGCUACCAAAUCUAAUCAGUUGGAGCAUAUGGGAGUGUAAAAAUCUGGAGUCAUUUCCUGACCUUCAGCUAUCCAAUCUCACCAUGUUAAAAGAUAUGUGGAUCAGCAAUUGUCCAAUGAUUGAUGCUUCCUUUCCUCGUGGGCUUUGGCCUCCCAAUUUGUGUUCCCUUCGAAUAGGGGGGUUGAAAAAGCCCAUCUCAGAAUGGGGCUAUCAGAAUUUCCCACCUUCCCUUGUUAAACUAGAGUUACAGGGUGAACCUGAUGUGAGUGAUUUUAGUCAAUUGUCCCACCUUUUCCCUUCUUCUCUUACAUAUCUGGAGAUAAACAAUUUUGAUAAACUGGAAUCAGUUUCAAUGGGACUCCAACACCUCACAUCCCUUCAACAUCUCAACAUUUGGAGAUGCCCAAAGGUGAACGAUUUACCAGAGAUGCUGUUACCUUCACUUUUGAGUUUGAGUAUAAGUAAUUGCCCAAAAUUGAAAGAAAGGUGUAAAGGAAGAGGCUCCCACUACUGGCCCCGAAUCUCUCAUAUCCCCUGCAUCUACAUGGACGGCAGGAACAUAUCCUAAAGGAUCUUCUGGGUGAUGGAACAUUCACAGUUGACCAGGUCAAAUUCAAGAACAGAGAAAAGUCUCAAGGUGUGAAUUUUCAGGGAAAGUAUCUUGAGUAAAGUGCAGUAAAACUCGCGCAUAUAAUUACUGAAUCAGCUAAUAACAGACAAAGUGUCGAUGACAUAAGUGAUUUAUUCAUCAAAGCAUGUUUAUUAGCUGAUCUAGACUAAGACUGAACAAAUGAACAGGGGACAAGAUGAUUUCUAUUGAAGAAAGAAGACAUUCUAUCAAGGUUUCUGCAUAGCAACAACACACGUCCAAAGUCACAGAUGUUGAAGAAUUUGCAAACAGUGUGAGUGAAGAAAGCCUAGAAAAGAUACAAUAUCUUAAUGCAGAUUUUAACGAAACUCUCAAGACUCUUUCAUGCAGUUCCCAUGAUAUGGAUAAUGCAUGAUGUAUCUGAUGGUUAUGUUGUGAAGAAGGAGGAUACUGCCGCUUUAUCAGAAAAAUGGUUUCGUCAAAGUGUUGUUUCUUUGAAAGCUUCUUUAAGUUUCAGGCUUUUAAGGGCCUUUGACUUAUCAACAUGGGGUUACUAGUAGUCAGAGGUUCAAAAUGGAACACGUUGGCUUGGUGCACUGAGUAUGUUCAAUGAUUACAUUUCAAUACGGAAAUUACGUUAGCUGAUUUGAUUUUGGGACUUAAGACCAUGACAUCCUAAAGGAUCUUCUAGGUGAUGGAACAUUCACUGUUGACCAGGAAAAAAAUGAGAUAAGAGAGAUUUUAGCAGUGGUUUAUUCAUGUAGGAUUUGAUUUAACUGAAGGAGGUCUUAGAUAUAUAAUGCUUUUGAUGAUGUAACUGCAUUGACUCUCAAAUGGUAUGUUGACAUAACAAGGAAAACUAAGAAAGCUUUAAAUAUUAGACCAGAGGCUAAGUAAAGGAAAACUAAGAAAGCUUCAAAUGGUAUGUUGCAUUUGGUUUGAUUAAUUUAGGCAUUUUGUUUACUGCGGAGUUAUGAUAAAGAAAAUAAACAUUUCUAAUUUGAUUAAUUGUAUUAAUACUUGAUAUGAAGUCUGUGAAUAACUUAUAUAUUACAACUAAACUUUUGCAGGAACAUUCACAGUUGACCAGGUCAACUUCAAGAACAGAGAAAAGUCUCAAGGUGUGAUUUUUCAGGGAAAGUAUCUUGAGUAAAGUGCAGUAAAACUCGCGCGUAUAAUUACUGAAUCAGCUAAUAACAGGCAAAGAGUCGAUGACAUAAGUGAUUUAUUCAUGAAAAUCAGUUGGAUUCAAUAUUCAAAGUGAAGGUCUUAAGAAAUUGUCAAAUAUCGGACUAGAGGCUAAGUUAAAGGAAAGGGACAAAGUGCUUGAUAAUGGACAACAUCAUUUCUGUUGAAGAAAGAGUUUGCAAGGUUUCUGAAUAUCAACAACACACAUCCAAAGUCACAGAUGUUGAGGAAUUUGCAAACAGUGGACAUGUAACCAUUACAUCCUAAAGGUUCUUCAAGGUGAUGGAACAUUCACAGUUGAAUGGGACAAAUGAUUCAUUCAUGAAAGCAUGUUGGAUUUGACAUUCAAAAUUGCUUUGGGAAUUGAUGUUGACAGCAAUCAGCAUAACCAGGAAAUUUAAGGAAUUUUUAAAUAUCACACCAGAGGCUAAGCUAAAUGCAAGAAGAUCAAAGUGGUUGAUGAGUUUGUUUAUUAGCUGAUCUAGACCAAGACUGAACAAAUGAACAGGGGACAAGAUGAUUUCUAUUGAAGAAAGAAGACAUUCUAUCACAGAUGUUGAAGAAUUUGCAAACGGUGUGAGUGAAGAAAGCCUAGAAAAGAUACAGUAUCUUAAUGCAGAUUUUAACGAAACUCUCAAGACUCUAUCAUGCAGUUCCAGUGAAGACUCACCAAAGGAACCCUUGAGCUGUUGUUACAAGUUGUGUCUGGUGGCAUUUGUCGCUCAUGGGCGAAACUUAUAAGCGAUGAAGAAUCAGUGGUUAAGAAACUUGCAUACGAUGACAACUUACCAACUGAUGAAGAGAAAAAGAACUGGCAAAUGAAGCAAAUCACCUCUACUGAAGAUUAAUGAAGAAGACUCGCCAAUGAAAAAGAGAUGUCACAUGUCAGCCUAUCAUUCGAUGAAGACAAUAUGCUGAGAAGAUGUUAUGCGUAACUGUCACUUGUCAAUUCCGUACAUCUCAACAAGAAUAUAAACACAUGUGUCCACAUUAAAUUUUUUUAUCACUUGACCCCAUAGCUUAGUGUGUCAAGCUUUUGAGUGCGAGUUCAGUGUGUGGCCUAUAUGUGUAAAACCUUCCAAGGAAAUUUGUAAGUCACCAUAUUCAUAGCUAGAGUGUUAGCUAGGAAAGUGUAUGUAAUUAUAACUUUAAUCCUUGGUUUAAAAAAGCAGGAAGCACACAAAAGCAAUGA